AUGAACAGCACUGAGGCUGAGAAGACCAUGAUAGGCAUGAGUGACCUGUUUCACAAAUACUCGGGACCCGAUGACACCAUCGAGAAGGGGGACCCGCUGAAGCUGUUGAAGGAGAAUUUCCCCAACUUCCUCAGUGCCUGUAACAAAAUGGGUACAGAUUACUUGUCCACUGUCUUUGAGAAAAAGGACAAGAAUAAGGACAAGAGAUCAUGACUCUGAAGAAAG
Molecule: messenger RNA, 225 nt
Organism: Physeter macrocephalus (sperm whale)
Lineage: Eukaryota; Metazoa; Chordata; Mammalia; Artiodactyla; Physeteridae
Product: protein S100-A7-like
Exons: 2
Coding region: 1-213 (70 amino acids)
Source: RefSeq, a predicted model, not a curated record